AUGAGUAAGAAUGAUGAAUAUAAAAAUGAAAAAGAAGGAGAGUUGCCUUCUUCAGAUGGUGAAUCAAGCGAUGGAAGUUUUGGCCCAGUUCCCUUACAAGAAAAUAAGGACAACAUAAAUGAUAACAAUUAUAGUGAUAGUGAUAAUAAUAGUGAUAAUAAUAAUAAUAAUGAUGAUAUUAGUGAUGAUCAGAAGGAUGGAGUUUUGUUGGAGAGUAAAAAAAAAAAAAAAAAUUCUAUAUCAUCAGGGUCAUCUUCAUCAUCCAUAAAUAUACCAGAAAAUGCAGAAUUAUUAAAUAAAAAAAAAAGAAAAGUAAAAGGAAUAAUAGAAGAUAAAAAAAAGGAAGAAAAGAUGAAAAAGAAAAUACGAAUUAAUAAUGAUAUAUAUUUAAAGAAUCUUCCAACAAAUAAAAAUUAUCAAGUUAGUUAUAUGCAUACAGAUAUAGUUACUCAUGUUGUAGUAAGUAAUAAAAAGAAAUAUAUAAUUACGGCUAGUUUAAAUGGUAUUAUAAAAUUUUGGUAUAAAAAUAUUGGUUGUAUUGAAUUUGUAAAACAUUUUAAAAUUCAUUCAGAUGAAAUUAUUAAUAUAUUUAUAUCAGAAGAUGAAGAACAUUUAGGAAGUUUAUCAAAAGAUAAAACAUAUAAACAAUUUGAUAUCACUAGUUUUGAUAUGAAUAUUGUUAUAAAAUUAGGUUUUAUUCCAAGAACAGGAGAAUUUGUUUAUUCCUCUUUAUUUUCAACAGAGGUUAAAGUUGCUAUAUCGUCUAGUGAAAAAGCAUGUAUAUAUAUUUAUAAACCAUUAGAAAGUGAUAUAUGUAUACAAACGAUUGAUUUCAGUUGUUGUAAUAUUAUAGAAAUUAUAAAAUAUAAUAAAUUUUAUGAUUUAUGUGUACUAAGUGAUAAUGAAGGUCUUCUUGAUAUUGUAGAUGUAACCAAUUUUAAAUUUCCAACAUCUAAAGAGCAAAAUAAAUACAAAACAAAUAAUAAUAUGGAUCAUAAAUUAAUUGAUCCAAUGAAUAAAAGAUAUCCAAUUAAAAAAAUUAAUUUUUCAUUUAAAAGUGAAACAGAUCUAUAUGAAUUAUGCAAAUAUAAAACAUAUGCAUUAUGUAUAAGUUUAAGUUUAGAUGGAGAAUAUAUGGCUAUAUUAUCUGAAAAUUAUUUUUUGAGAAUAUAUAAAUUCGAAUCCAUGAAAUUAUAUAGAGUAUAUGAUGAAAGUACAGAAAUGUAUUUAACUGCUCAAAAUGAUCCAUUAAAAAAAGAAUUACAUAUAGAUAGUUUUGAUUUUGGUAAAAGACUUUUUAUUGAAAAAGAAAUAAAAAAAUACAUGAAAAAUCAAAAUAUUAAUUUUGAUAUGAUUUCUUUUGAUGAAUCAAAUCAAUAUAUUAUAUAUUCAACUUUUAUUGGUAUAAAAGUUGUUAAUUUUAUAACUAAUCAAUUAUGUUAUAUUAUUGGGAAAAAUGAAGCCAAUUUAAGAUACCUAUCUAUUUCUUUAUAUCAAAAUAUUAUACCGAUAAAUAAAGUUAGAACAAAUAUACAUGAAUCUUUAUAUAUAAAUGAAAAAAAUAUAUCCGAUUGUGCUCUAUUUUGUACUGUAUACAAAAAAGCUAGAUUUUAUCUUUUCUCAAAAAAAAAAUUAAAUGAACACGAAUUAGAUGAAAGAGAUAUAUACAACGAACAACCAACAAAAAAUGAUGUAAAUUCUAUUAUUUCUAAUCCUUUAAAAAAUGUAGAAAACAUUAAUAAUAAAAAUACUCCUAAGAGUGCUAUUAUUUACACAACCAUGGGAGAUAUACAUAUUUCACUUUUUUAUAAAGAAUGCAAAAAAACAGUACAGAAUUUUUCUGUUCAUUCUACAAAUGGGUAUUAUAAUAAUUGCAUCUUCCAUCGAGUUAUCAAAAAUUUUAUGGUUCAAACGGGAGAUCCUUCAGGUGAUGGCACAGGUGGAGAAAGUAUUUGGGGAAAUGAAUUUGAAGAUGAAUUCUUUGAUCAUCUUAAUCAUUCCAAACCUUUUAUGGUAUCUAUGGCAAACUGUGGACCAAAUACAAAUGGAUCCCAAUUUUUUAUAACCACUGUCCCAUGUCCUUGGCUUGAUUUUAAACACACGGUUUUUGGUAAAGUAACACAAGGAAGCAAAAUUGUUUUGGAUAUAGAAAAGGUUCGUACGGAUAAAAGGGACAAGCCUUUAGAGGAUAUCAGAAUAUUAAAUAUAAAAAUUAAUAAUUAG
This is a messenger RNA of Plasmodium gaboni, 2223 nucleotides long. RefSeq names its product peptidyl-prolyl cis-trans isomerase. The transcript has a single exon. The record is from RefSeq and is a predicted model, not a curated record. The coding region runs from base 1 to 2223 and encodes 740 amino acids. Lineage: Eukaryota; Apicomplexa; Aconoidasida; Haemosporida; Plasmodiidae. Gene Ontology annotation, biological process: protein folding; protein peptidyl-prolyl isomerization. Gene Ontology annotation, molecular function: protein binding; peptidyl-prolyl cis-trans isomerase activity.